Messenger RNA from Trichoderma virens Gv29-8, 748 nucleotides. RefSeq lists its product as uncharacterized. Gene Ontology annotation, cellular component: cytosol. The record is from RefSeq and is a predicted model, not a curated record. The transcript has a single exon. The coding region runs from base 88 to 378 and encodes 96 amino acids. Gene Ontology annotation, biological process: Mo-molybdopterin cofactor biosynthetic process. Lineage: Eukaryota; Fungi; Ascomycota; Sordariomycetes; Hypocreales; Hypocreaceae.
GCUAGAAUACGCGUCCAAUUUCUCUGCCGAGUUGAUAGCACCAUAUAUCUUACUGCCUUUUAACGCAAACCAUCGCCAUAAGCUACAAUGACAUCAUCCGCCCCGAAAUCCCCGCGCGGUCACUUCAGCGUGCUCUAUUUCGCCAGCGCUGGCUCUUUCACGGGACGAGACUCCGAGAGCUUGCCUGCGCCUCUACCUAUAGGGAAGCUAUUUUCCGAAUUGGAGUCGCGGUAUCCCGGCAUCCAGACCAAAAUUCUCGACUCGUGUUUGGUAACGGUCAACCUUGAUUAUGUAGACGUUCCUGAAGAGGGCGAGGACGGCUCUCUGAUCCAAGAGGGAGAUGAGAUUGCCAUAAUUCCACCGGUCAGCUCUGGCUGAAUAUCUAGCCAUGCGUUUUGCAUAGUGACGUCUUCAUAUGUUUCGAUGGGCUGGAAUAUCGAUACGCGCGUCCUGUGAUUAAACUCGCAGGCACUUCCCAGGAGAAGCACGGCUCUCAUGAGAUAUUUUCAGACGAGCUCUCCUGGUGUGGUGAUAGCAAUGGGUCUCGCUCUGGAUUGCCCCUCUCGACGCGCCUUUGGAAUGGCCGCUUCCAUCGAGAUAUCCAUUCCCAGCUGAUUACCUUUUGUCCUGAUUUCCGUAUUUUCCAAACCGUUAUGACUGCUGCGGCAACGACCAAGACCGCCGCCAAUGUUGCCAAAAUGGAUACCACAACUGCCAGCGCCAUACCAGACGAAACUUCGCACCCAAG